Hemicordylus capensis (graceful crag lizard) is the source of this 866-nucleotide messenger RNA. RefSeq names its product IZUMO family member 3 (gene IZUMO3). The record is from RefSeq and is a predicted model, not a curated record. The transcript has 7 exons. NCBI's taxonomy places the organism in Eukaryota, Metazoa, Chordata, Lepidosauria, Squamata, Cordylidae. The coding region runs from base 147 to 785 and encodes 212 amino acids.
CUUCUGGCAUCACAGAGACACUUGUCAACCACAUUGUCUAUUUACCUUCUUGCCUUGGCAACAUUUCUCAUUGUCAUGGAAGUCGUCUUGCCAGCAGUUCCUGACUUAAGGGAGAAGGUUGUCUCAGCUAUAGGGAGGCAGUUGCCAUGGCAAAGAUGCUCCCAUUCCUGCUGGCCUUCCCCUUGUUGCUCUUCCAAGUGGCGCCUGGUUGUCUUCAUUGUGACCGCCGUUUCUUGGACACUGUGACCACCCUGUUGGUGGAAACGCUGCCAGUACAAGUACCCAACCGUCACGCCCUAAUAGAACGGCAUAUCCAGGCCUUGAGUGGCCUGCAUGGCACAUUCCUCCGGAAGAAAUACGAGCGAGUGCUGGAUGUCCGAGGAGUCAUGUCCCUCAAAUCUAACAUUAUCUCCCAGUUGCGUGAGAUCAAGAAGAAGCCUUGGAAAGGGGUCUUCCUGUGGCAGCUUUCCAUGUACCACUUCAGGACAUCGCUGCGAAAGCACAUGCAAGAGGCGCUGGAACAAUUUGCUGAUCUAGCUUGUUCCGAAGAUUGUACAGUGACUGAGGGCCCUGUCCUGGAUUGCUGGUCCUGCCUACGCAUCAGCGCCCAGUGCUUUGAUGGGGAGCUUUGUGGAGUGGAAGACAGACAUCUUGCAGAAUACAAAGAGGUCGUUCUUUACGUGUUCCUUGUCUGCGAGUCAGUGCUGACUAGCUCUGCUGUCCUUAUGUACUUGGUAUGUGUCAAGCACAAGAAAAAGAUGUUGAGAAAAGCAUUGGCCCAUUAGGUGUGUGAGAUGCCAGAGGACCCUUCCAGGACACGCCCCACACGGCCUUGAAUUUCAGAUCAAAUAAAACUUGUUUGGAAA